AUGGCUCUCGAAAGUACUCCGCCAGCUCAAUCAUCAACUAAAUCCUCCAGCGCCGAUCUGCGUCGUGCCAGGAAGCAGAUACAACUAGCGCACGUCAAGCAACUUUGGAUCUUCCUUGCCAGCGUGAUUGCUUUUUUCACAAUCCUCCGAGUUUUACGCCUCAUCCUCCGCUUCUUCCUUGUCUCUCGUCCCGCCAACCGCGUGGAGCUUGUGGUGUCGGAGAAGGAGGAUUUGGAAUCCACGUCAACGACCGUGCGCCGUAUCAACUCCCCAAUCUCGCGUCUCUACGGUGCUGUCGCUACAGGAUUCAGAAUCGCCGCCUUUCGUUGGAGUCUUCCAAUCGGACCAGGUUCUGUUGCAUCAAUCUCCGAGUUGACUUUUAUCUUCAUUUACAUCGCGGCCAAUUUUCUUUGGCUUUUCUUGAAUACUAACAAUCUGGACUGUGCGUUUUAUCAAGACAGGGCCGUCCUCCUCGCUUGCUGUCAUCUCCCGCUCAUCGUCGCAUUGGCAGGCAAGAAUAACCUAAUUUCUUGGAUGACGGGCAUCAGUCACGAGAAGCUGAAUGUUCUGCAUCGCGCUUCAUCAAGGACCAAUUUUAUCUUCAUAUGGAUCCAUACAUAG
Molecule: messenger RNA, 621 nt
Organism: Laccaria bicolor S238N-H82
Lineage: Eukaryota; Fungi; Basidiomycota; Agaricomycetes; Agaricales; Hydnangiaceae
Exons: 3
Coding region: 1-621 (206 amino acids)
Biological process (GO): copper ion import; iron ion transport; intracellular iron ion homeostasis
Cellular component (GO): plasma membrane
Molecular function (GO): ferric-chelate reductase activity
Source: RefSeq, a predicted model, not a curated record